This is a messenger RNA of Opisthorchis viverrini, 1239 nucleotides long. RefSeq lists its product as hypothetical. The record is from RefSeq and is a predicted model, not a curated record. The coding region runs from base 1 to 1239 and encodes 412 amino acids. NCBI's taxonomy places the organism in Eukaryota, Metazoa, Platyhelminthes, Trematoda, Opisthorchiida, Opisthorchiidae. The transcript has a single exon.
AUGCUUCCUUGGAUAAUAUUUUCCAGUAUUUAUUGCAUAUAUUCACUCUGCUUCCUAUGUGUGACGCCCACAUCCGUUUCACCAAGUGCGUGUAAUUGUUACCUCACAGAAGACAAUCCAGAGAACGCCACAACAGCGGUACAUAUUUUAAAGUGCGAGCGUGGAUCAUCCAGUCAAAUUCCAUGUCAGAGGAUCAACGAUCUUAUCCGUAUUGGACCUGUAGAGGAUGGGAUUUCUGUGGCUUCCAUUCACGGUGGAUUAUCAGUUGCCAAUAAAUACACAAUUAAAAUUGCCCCAUGGGCAUUUGCUGAUCUAGUGGAAGAUGGAACAGUACAUCACCUACAACUAGAUCUACAUCUGCCGGAACACAAAGUGGAUGCAUUGAGUUUAGCUGGCUUGAAAAACCUGUACAGCUUGAUGGCUCGAACAAGUUUGGUCCGAUGGGAUAAAUGCAGUUUCAUGAGUGCGCCUACUUUGACGAAAAUCCUGAUGAGUUGCAAGUCAACAUUUGAAGAGUUUAUCACCUUCGGUUCUGAAGUCCGCGACGUUCGAUUCCUGGACUGUGAAGAUGUGCCGUUGCAAUUUUAUUGUAUAAGCUGUUUGCAGGACCCGAGUACGAAGGUCAUCCGAAUCCUACCUGGACCACCUUUGCGACAGUAUAUGGUCAAGUUUUCACAGUUCGGUACCCGGAAUGAUACAAAAGCAGUUUCAUCGAUGGAUAAUGUGAACCCACUAUCAAUCGGAAAGUGCAUUCAAAACGUGUGUUCGGAUGAAAUGCUUUGCCGUGAUAAUAUGCCUCUGAAACUAGCUAACGCUAAUAUUGGUAGGCCAGCCACCGUAGUGUUUCCCACAUCGGACUCUAUAUUCGACAGACAAGUUACCGAAUCCGAAGCUCCAGUUCAGACUAAUGCUUCCCCGGCCAUUCAGUCAACAGUACGAAAAGACGGCACUGCAAGCAAGGCGUCACCAAAACCAAGUCUUUCUUUUUGGAAAAAUCAUUUAAACGAACGAAAUCGUAUAUGGAUUACAAUUUCGAUUGUUGCUGUGAUUAUUUUGAUUUUGUUCACCAUGUGUGUUUUAAUCUCAAUGACUAGACAACGAAAUCGUAAACACAGAGUCAAAUUCACACCGGCUCAAGCAUGUCCUUCACAUUCAAACUGUAACGGCACAGUCAGUCCUACACAAGUGCUCAUGCUUACUAAGGAGACUAAAUCGGAGCAAACUGAACAGCCAGCCUGA